AUGCCCCGCGGCCCGGCCGCCGCCGCCGCCCCGCUGCUGCUGCUGCUGGCGCUGCUGCUGGCCGCGGCCCCGCCGCACGGCGGCUCCGAGAGCCCCCGGGGCAAGCAGAAGGCGCUCCGCCAGCGGGAGGUGGUGGACGUGUAUAAUGGCAUGUGCUUGCAAGGCCCCAGCGGCGUUCCCGGCCGGGAUGGAAACCCGGGAGCCAACGGGAUCCCUGGGACACCCGGGAUCCCGGGAAGGGACGGGCUGAAGGGGGAGAAGGGCGAGUGCAUGCGGGAGAGCAUCGAGGAGUCCUGGACGCCCAACUUCAAGCAGUGCUCGUGGAGCGCGCUGAACUACGGCAUCGACCUGGGCAAGAUCGCGGAAUGCACGUUCACCAAGAUGCGCUCCAACAGCGCCCUGCGCGUGCUCUUCAGCGGCUCGCUGCGGCUCAAGUGCAGGAGCGCCUGCUGCCAGCGCUGGUACUUCACCUUCAACGGGGCAGAGUGUGCUGGCCCACUGCCCAUCGAGGCCAUAAUAUACUUGGAUCAAGGAAGCCCAGAGCUGAACUCUACCAUUAACAUACACAGAACUUCCUCAGUGGAAGGUCUGUGUGAAGGGAUCAACGCUGGCUUGGUGGAUAUUGCCAUCUGGGUGGGGACGUGCUCAGAUUAUCCACGGGGAGAUGCUUCUACUGGAUGGAAUUCAGUCUCCCGAAUCAUCAUUGAAGAACUGCCCAAAUAACUUCCCUCUCUUUUUAUAAUACCUUUUUUUUUUUUUUUUAAUUUUGUACUAUUUUUUUCAGAAUUUAUUUCAAUAGAGUUGGACACAAGUACUGGACUGAAAGGCACCAAAGCCUUGCACAUCUGUAGCCUUUGUCUUGUUUUGUACACAGCAGAGGCUUUUUAUAAUAAUAAUUUUAGAAUACAAAUAUCAAAACCAAGUUCAUUAACAUUUUAAAUUUCUUUUUUGAUGUAAUACCACCACUGUUUUUAGAAUUAACCAUAACUUUUUGUAUCAAAUAAAUAAGACCUUUUACAAAAAAGAAAUCCGGGUUAUUUUAUUGAACAUUAAUGUGUUUAAAGUAUUUUAUAUGGUGUUGUGAUACACGAUUUUUUUAGAAGGCUUUAUAGAUAAAGUUCAAAGAAAGUAAAAUCAGGUGUUGGCUUUAGCCUUCAGAAAACACACAUAAAAUGCACUCCUGUAAACCUGACUGCAGAAUAGGAUGCUCUGCUGUUACAGUCUUAUCUCAAUGAACUCCUGGUGACUUAACUGUGACCCAGACAAUGUGGUAAGUGUUAAAUACCUCAUAUUAUGAAUAACUGAGCAAAACCAGACUACCUAAGCUCUUCUUCCCUCUCUUGCUUCUUGAUAGACUGGAUUUCAGUGUAAUAUCUAUGACUGGUCUCCAUUACUAAGAUGCAGACACGAAAUAAUUUUACAGUUACGACACUUAAUUUCAUUGCUGCAAUAAAAUAAUUCUCCUGGAUUUAGCCUUUCAGUUAUACAGAAUCACUUUGGUGUUAGUUAAAAACUAGAUGUAUUAAACUGUUUAGAAGAUACAGACAUAAGACAGGUUGAAAUGCAUAGGCUUUCCAAAAUUGAACUGAUAAAGUGAAACAAUGAUGUCACAGCUGUUUGACAAGUGACAACACCAAUCACGCUAACACAGAACAUAAGCUUCAGUGUUUUUAGUAUUUUCUUCCAAAUGCUGCAAGUGGCAUAUUCAAACAUUUUUUAAAUUUGUACACAUUCUAAAGAGAAACAACAAUUAUGUUUGUAUUACAAAACCAAUUUUACAUUAACAAAAUAAAAAAACUCAUGAAAAGCAUGUACAACAUGCAAAAAUCUCCACUCUUCCCAGAAAUUAAAAGGAAAAAAACCCAUUAAGUCUGAGAUAAUGAAUUUAUUUCAGCUAUUUAGAAUUAAAUCUCAUUUUCUUUUCUGAACAAGCUGUACGAUUUGCCCCAGGAUGGGCAGCCCUUGCCUGUAGCUGUUGUUGCAGAUACCAGGGGAGGACACCUGCAGCGAGGGGAGCACUUGGGCUUGCUCAGCUGCAAGAUGGUGUGUGAGAUUUGCUGCAAGCCAGCAAGUUACACAGCUGGUAUUUUGUCUCUGAAGAACUGCAAUGUUUUCACUGGCUUGGAGGAUGGUUUUAAGGUACCUGAACACAAACAAGUUACUAUGAGCUGAGCUGUGGUGUGAACUUACAGAACGUCCGCUAACACACAGUGAGUGAUUGUGCACAUGCUCACAGCCUGCCCCUGCAUUUAUCCUGAAGCUGUUCUGGCCCAGAGCACAUUAAUUCAGGCUUGGAUUAUGUGCACAGCUUUUUCUCUUUUAUCAUGUUUUCAUAUGUCUUCACAAUAUAUUCUGGAUCCUGGGUGGUAGUUAAUUCAGUGUUCCAUUAAAUUUGUUCUGUGUACCACAAAAGACACAAAGCCCAGUAAGCACCCUCCAAAGGCAGAAGCUGCUGUUUUGCAUCUACAUUAUUUACAUGGUAAACUUCCAGUAAAUUUAUCUUCAGCUAAAUAUACACAGAACCUUCCGUAAUAAAAACCAAAGCCAGCCAUGCUGGCCCCAGCCAGAUGAAAUUAUUCUUUCCAAUGAGAUUAUUCUUUCCAAUGAGAUGAUCAACUCUAUCAGUAGAGGGGAUGGGAUUGUGGAAGAGAAAGUGUAAAUUAUGAAUAAAUUUAGUUAUAUACAAAAUAUGGUAUUUGGCAACAGUAUCUACAAAAACAAGCGAGUGGACUACUGAAUGAAGAUUCAAAAUACUCAGUAGUUUCUGUAGCUUUCCAGAUUUUAACUUAAAAUUUAAAACCAAGUUCCUAAUCUGUGAAAUUUUUAUUAAAAAUUGUUCUUUCUGCUUUAGGUUAGUCUGGUAAACAGGAAACUUCUCAAAGUGAUUACUCUGCUCCCUAUGAAACUGAUGAUUUUCCCCGUUGAUAGCCUUUGCUAACUUGUUUCCUAGUUAAAUGAUACUUACUAGAUACUUAAUAUCUUCUUACCAACAGCAGGAGGCAGAUGUUAAGGUCAGUAAUGUCUUUCUUAAAUAAAUAAACUACCCAAAACCACCAAACACAGAACUCUAAAAAGUACAUAUCCUUGAUGGCAAUUAUUGGUGUGGAAAAAAAACCCUAACUAUUAUGCAGCUUAACUGAUAUGUACUAUAAUUUAUCAGUAAAUUAGCAAUCAAUAUAUCAACAAUCUUUUCCUUAAACCAAAUCAGAAGACAUUAACAGAUUGUUCUGUUUUUUU
This is a messenger RNA of Melospiza georgiana, 3237 nucleotides long. It is a transcript of the gene CTHRC1, whose product is annotated as collagen triple helix repeat containing 1. The transcript has 4 exons. The record is from RefSeq and is a predicted model, not a curated record. NCBI's taxonomy places the organism in Eukaryota, Metazoa, Chordata, Aves, Passeriformes, Passerellidae. The coding region runs from base 1 to 723 and encodes 240 amino acids.